Messenger RNA from Xylaria bambusicola, 1112 nucleotides. Its product is annotated as AhpD-like protein. The record is from RefSeq and is a predicted model, not a curated record. NCBI's taxonomy places the organism in Eukaryota, Fungi, Ascomycota, Sordariomycetes, Xylariales, Xylariaceae. Gene Ontology annotation, molecular function: peroxiredoxin activity. Bases 525 to 971 code for a protein of 148 amino acids. The transcript has a single exon.
CUCAUUAUCCCGUCGUUUGCGCGUCAUGAAUAGCGUAGAAUCUCACUAUAACUAUAUCUUACCCAUAUUUGCUAUAAUAUCUUCCAGCUUGUUGCAAUCAAUUGUACAGUCGUAGUACCGACAGGCACGCCCGAUUAGUAGAAGUCCCGACCUGAAAGUUAUCUCUAUUUGCUGACGAAGACAUCCGAUUUUCGGACUUGUAGCUCGGCGUCCUCCAUUUGCUAUACCUACUUUUUGAUACUGCAAAUCUUCCCCAACUAUCUCUCCAGGUAGAUGCGUGUCGGUAGUUGUUGAGCCCAAAAGCCGAACACAGCAUGCGGAGUCGACGAGAGGUGAUGUAACUCCAAAUUGUAUAAUGAUGCAAUGUCCCCUCACGAAGCUAUUUGGGACUUCGCAAUAUUUUGCUUUGACUAGCCUGCAGGCACAUGAGCCCCAGAACAACAUUCCUAUAACACAAGAAAAAAAAAAUCGCAUUAUCGAACAGCCUAGAAUCAAGAUCGCCUAUCUCGACACCUGAACUCAAAAUGAGUACUGAUCCGAAGUUCGACGACCUCCACAAGCAGCUCUUCGACGAAGGUCUAAAAGUGCGCCGGAGCGCUCUUGGCGAUGCUUAUGUUGAUCGAUCACUAGCCAAUGGCUCAAGCGAGUUCGCCAAGCCCAUGCAAAACCUCAUUACAGAAUGGUGCUGGGGUAAUGCUUGGACACGCCCGGGGCUUGAGAGGAAGCAGCGCAGCUUGCUAAAUAUUGGCAUGCUCAUGGCGCUUAAUCGUGGACCAGAACUGGCCGCUCAUGUCAGGGCCGCGAGAAAUAACGGCCUCUCCGAGCUCGAAAUCAGGGAAGCUAUUCUCCAUUGUACGAUAUACUGCGGUGCGCCAGCCGGCGUUGAGGCUAUUAAAAUCGCUGAAAAGGUUCUGGAUGAGAUGGCUGAGAAAGGCGAAAUGGCUAGGGAGUUAGGGAGCAAAGCCAGUUAAUCUAAACUGAGGAUGAGGUUCGUUUCGGGCUGGAAGGGUGCUGCAUUGCUCAAUUGAAGGCCAUGUGCCCCUGUCAUUAUGCGCGCCUGUAUACCUUUAUACCAAGAAAGCUGAAACUUGAAUGAUAUGGAUAGAGACUUC